AUGCCCUACAUCGAUAUCCCAUCCAGGGACGACUACGUGUCUAUAUGGUACAUCACGAACUCCGUCCACGGGAAUGUUGGCAGCUUUGACCCAGAGCGGCCGACUUGCAUCCUCCUCCAUCCUUUAUUUUUGGACUCAAGCUGGCUGAUAAGGCAUUUUGAUGAUCCCAGACUCUCCCGGGACUACAACAUGAUAGCUUUUGACCAGCGGACUUGCGGACGAUCACGAUGUAGACCUAGCCAAUUGCAUGACAGCUAUGUUGAUGCUGCAGAUAUUGCUAUGGUCUGCCAGGCCUUGCUCUUGCCUCCUGCACAUAUAUUGGCGUUCGAGUGUAUUUCUGUUAAUGCAGCUCUUAGACUUGCUGCAUUGUGGCCUGAGCAAGUCCUGAGUCUAACUUUAUGUGACGUCCCCCCUCCGACAGAACUUCAAUGGGUCUUCCACGCUUACGACGAACUGCUUCAAUUGUGGUGUUAUGCGCCCGACCUUGACUCGUUCGAACAUGCAGGAAAUGAAGUGGUGAGUUUCAUGACUGGGGAGAGCGACAAUCUAGACCUUCAAGAUGAUUUGAUAGCCUACUGGGAGAAAUACACACCUCCAACAAAACGUCUGAGAAUAGUGGAACUUGUUAACAUUAUGAUGAAUCGUACACUUAUGAGGCCCGAAGAACUUGCCAGUGUCAGUUGCCCUGUUCUUAUUAUUCAGGGAGAAGCGAGUCCCAUAGCUCCGCUGAAAUACGCGGAGAAUCUUAAACAGCUUUUAAUAAACGCUGAAGAUGGACCUCGAUUGUACGUUGUCAAGGGUGCCAAAGCUUGCUUGAACAUCCUCCCUGGAAGCGCUUCGAUAGUUAACCAGGUCUUCUCAAAAUUUCUUGCCCAACAACCUCGUACACGAUCCGACAUCCUUCCUCCAAAGUUGUCCAUACGAGAACGGACGAAGGUCGCUCUAUCGAAGCUUGCGGAAUUCAUUGGCAUUCCAUCUAUUGCCCAGAGGGAUCCUCGUUCUCCCCUUUCGUUUUCAUGUGUAAAAACCGAUGUUGCGAAGAGCCAGUUGGAAAAUUUGAUGUCUUACGCGAGGGAUUUGAAUAACGCAUACUGUCCGCUUGGGACAGAUGGUCGGCCGUUGCGGAAGUACUCCGAACGGAAGAAGGAGGCUCACUGGUUCCAAGGAGACAAACAUGGCAAUAGCUACAUCGGUACGUUCACAUACUCUAUGGAUUCACCCUAUCGUGCUUCAUAA
Messenger RNA from Suillus subalutaceus, 1236 nucleotides. RefSeq names its product alpha/beta-hydrolase. The coding region runs from base 1 to 1236 and encodes 411 amino acids. The record is from RefSeq and is a predicted model, not a curated record. The transcript is spliced from 10 exons. NCBI's taxonomy places the organism in Eukaryota, Fungi, Basidiomycota, Agaricomycetes, Boletales, Suillaceae.